GACUCCUUCUGUGUAUGUGAAGCUGAGAGCGCACCCUCAAGGCAAAAGAGCUCGGAAUCAAGCCUGAUAAUUAAAGCACAAUUCCCGAAAGCAGUCGACGAGUCCAUCACCUCACCAAGCAUGAAGGGGAGCAUUCUCUUUGUGGCCGGCCUUGUCAUCGGGCUCACCACCGCUGGUGGAUGCCCGAUGGGCCUCGACGAUCACCCUUGGAAAGCUCCUGGCCCAGGAGACCGUCGCAGCCCCUGCCCGGGACUGAACGCGCUCGCGAACCACGGCUACCUUCCCCGCGAUGGGUUCAACAUCUCGGCUGAACAAUACUUCAAGGCCGUCGACGAGGGGAUAAACUUUUCACGCGAUACAAUCCAGAAGUUGGUGACGAUGGGCUUGUCCAUAUCGACCACGGGCAACAAUAACACCUUCCAUCUCGAUGAUAUCAACAAGCACAACGCGAUCGAGCAUGACAGCAGCCUCAGCCGGAACGACGCUUUCUUCGGUGACAACCACAGCUUUAACCCCACCAUCUGGAACGCGACGCGCGCGUGGUUCACCGAGCCUGUCAUCGACCCUGAGCAUGCCGCCAGGGCGGUUGUGCAGCGGCUUGUCGCGGCCAAGGCAUCAAACCCGGGCUUUGGCCUGACCAAGGAUCAAGAAAGGCUCGCGGUCGGAGCCACGGCCUUGUUCAUGUCGGCCUUGGGCGACAAGGUCAACGGGACCGUUCGUAGGGACUACGUCAGAGCUUUAUUCGAAGAGGAACGUCUCCCGGCUGCGGAGGGAUGGUGCCGCGCGCAAGAGCCUGUCAACUUGGCCGACAUUGGGCUGCUGUUCAACAAGCUGAAUGCAGCGAAGCCGGCACCAAUUGGCUGCUCCUAAGGGGAAGGACGUUGAUGUGUCGGAGGUUGGGGCCUGGCCGGUAUUUGUUCAAACAAUAUCAGAUGGGGGAAAAUGAGCAAUUGCUCGCGCCUGGCAGGAUACCGGAGGAAAUCAUCCCGUCUGGUGAGGAGGCAGCGGGGCGCUGCGGGACAGGGCUUUGGGGCUGGCCAGACUGAUUGGAAGUGGCGACUGGAGCUCGGUGGGGACAUGCGGGCUGGACAGCAAUUUGUGUAGAAGAGAAGAGCUUAAAUGGACUGCUGCUUUGUGUAGAAGAAGGCCCA
Gaeumannomyces tritici R3-111a-1 is the source of this 1151-nucleotide messenger RNA. RefSeq lists its product as hypothetical. Bases 121 to 870 code for a protein of 249 amino acids. The record is from RefSeq and is a predicted model, not a curated record. Gene Ontology annotation, molecular function: peroxidase activity. The transcript has 4 exons. Lineage: Eukaryota; Fungi; Ascomycota; Sordariomycetes; Magnaporthales; Magnaporthaceae.